AUGGGAACCCUUGUAGGACACCUGCUGCCGGGAGUUGGCCUCCUCGCGUUCGCGGUCUAUUAUUCAUGGUUAACAUCCUUAGCCCUGCUCCGGAAACAAAUGGUGCUCAAGCACCCCUUGCUCCCAAGGAAGCUGCUGGGACGCAGGCUGUUCGGGCAGAUAUCCUAUGAAGCAAUGGUGAAGGUGGUUGUCUCCGCUUUGGGCAUUUUGGGUGAAUACUUCUACCCCCUAGGGGUCAACCGUCUGAAGAUGAUAGACUGGAAGGACCCCCGGCGGCUGUUUGUUUUCAAGGACAACUGGCAGCAUGUAACCAUGUUUGGGUUCUUUUUCCUCAGUGGCAUAGUGGACAUUGUGAGCCACGCACAACCGGCACGCUGGAGCGUGAAGCUGGAGCGGGCAGCCGAAGCCCUGGCUUUCUAUGUGCUGGUACUGCUGAUGAUAACACAUAUUGAGAACAAAGGCGCCUUGGAGAUCCGAGUGCAUCUUCUGUUACUGUUGCCUGCCUUCUUGAUUGCCCUGGUGCUCACGGUGGAGAUCUGGGUCCCCGACAAUGCCCCGCUUUGGGUCAUUAAGAGCUGGAUGGGUCUGGUGCUGAGUACAUGGAUGCUGCAGAUCUGUGAGAUGUAUAUACCGUUCACUGGACAGCCCUGGAAGGCUGAAAACCCUAUGGACCUGGCAUUUGUAACCAUCUUCUUCUGCUGGCACAUGGCCUUAGGCGUCGCCCUGCUGGUUGGCAUCUAUAGCCUCUGCAGUUUCUGGCACCAUCGCUUUUCUUCCUGGACAAAGACUCUUGGAGCUAAGUACCAGCGCUGCGCUAUGGAAUCCAGUGGUGAAGAACUAGAAAAGCUCAAUGCAGAAGCUGUGCCACAGGAUGGAGGUGUGUAG
Apodemus sylvaticus (European woodmouse) is the source of this 885-nucleotide messenger RNA. RefSeq names its product transmembrane epididymal protein 1A-like. The transcript has a single exon. Lineage: Eukaryota; Metazoa; Chordata; Mammalia; Rodentia; Muridae. The record is from RefSeq and is a predicted model, not a curated record. Bases 1 to 885 code for a protein of 294 amino acids.